CAAGCGCUCCAUUGUAAGAAUUUUUGUGUCUAACUAGUUGGUGAAAUUUUUUUUUUCAUUUUUUUUGUAAAAAAAAAAUAUUUAAAUAUAUAAAUAAACAUUUACAUUUGUAUAAUAAUUAAAUAUGUAAUAUGUAAAAUUAAUUUUUUGAUAUGAUUGCUGGUAACUUAAAAAAAAAAAUGCUUUAAAUUAAUUAAAAUCGCGUGUGUGGAAUAAUUCCUUUAUGUAAAUUUUUAUCAACAAUAUUGUUAUAGCUAAGUAGCGUACCUACCCAACUUCAUCAUAUUUACAUACAUAUAUAGUGUGUUUGUAGUUCACGGUGGGCUUUUUUUUUUUGGUUUUUAAACUUAAUGCCCACAGUAAACUCUCUAGUUAGCUAUCAAAAUAUAAUACUGAGGAAGAAAAAAAAACGAUAUUGAAAAAUAAAAUAGAGUAAUUGUAUUCAAAUAAAAUUUUUUUAUUAAAUGGCUUGAUAUUCAUUUUAAAUUAUUUUGAUAAAAUUAUUAAAAUACAUUUUAAUUUUUUAUUAAAAAUAUCAAAAAUAAAGAAAAAUUAUAUUGUGGAUUUUAAAAAUAAAAGAAAAUUCAUAGAAAAAUGGUCAGAGGACGUAGAACACGUGCUGCAACAGCUGUUGUCACGAAUAUUUCACAUCCUUCUACAAUUUUACCGCAAUCAAACAGUUCAUCGAUAUUGGCAAGAGCUGCAAUAAUAAAUGAAACAACACAAAAUAAAGUUAUAACUGAUGAUCAUCAGUGCUAUGCAAGCCCAAAACGAAAAGAAAGUAAAAUUGAUGAAACAAUUAAUAAUAUAAAAACAAGAUCUACUACAAGAUGUAAUGGUAUUAACAAUCAUAUACCAAGAACAAGUUCAUCAUCAGCAAAUGGUAUUGCAUCAAAUUCUUGUAGUAAUAUAACAAAAUCAAAAGGUUCACAACAACAUAAUCAUCAUCAUCAUCAUCAUCAUCACCAUCAUCACCAUCAUCAUAAUACUAAUUCUCAUUACCAAAAUGAACAACAAAAUCAAAAAACUAUAACUAAAUAUUUUACAUCUGUUGAAACAAAACCAACUUGUAAAGUAAUAGAUUUACAAAAUAAAACUCAUUCUUACAAUGGAGAAAUAUAUUAUGAUGAUACAAUUCUAAAAGAUCAUAAUAAUAUUGAAAUAAAUUUUGAUGAAAAUGAUAUUUGCAUUGAUUUAAAUAAAAAUAUUGAAGUUGAAGAUGAUGAAGAAGAAGACGAAGAAGAAGAAGAUCUAGAAGACGAUGCAGAUUUAAGUGAUGAAAGUAAUAAAAAUCCUGAAUUAAAUGGUAGCAUGAAUUGCUCUGGAAUGAAUAUUGCACUAAAAAUAAAUCAAGAAAAUGUUACUGAUGAAAACUUAUUACAAAAUGAUUACGAUAGUAAUUUAAAACAUGAUAAAAACAAAAAUAAUGAUGAUAAUGGAUAUUUUACUAAUUCCUCAACUUCUUCAACAUCAUCAAGUAUAUUAAAUGGUAAUAAAGGUGAUGCAUCAGAAAAAAUGACAAAUAUGACAACAUCAACAAAAACAACAAUGACAGUACCAUCUAUAUUAAAGAAUACUAUGGUGGCCUCUAAAGAUAAUUUAUUUUUACAAGAACCGGUUUUAAGCCUUAAUAUAGAUAAAUCACCUAAUCAGCCUUCGUCAAUAAAAAUCAAUAAAACGUUUGAAGUUGAAUCUGUAUUUUCAGCAGCUAAUUCAAAUUCAAAUUGCAAUUCAAUAUGCCUUAAUGGUUUUAAUAAAAUUGUUACAUUGAAAAGCUCACCAAAACGUAGUGUGAGUAGUGAUGCAGAAACUAUAAUAAUAAAUAAUUGUAAUUUUGAUUCAUCAAAUUCGAAUUAUAAUAAUAAUAAUAAUAGUAAUAUUGGUAUUUUAUUAAGUAUUGAUAAUAAUUCAAAUGAUAGUGGAGUAAUAAUCGACCAGAAUAAUAUAAGUAAUCACAUUAAUAACAAUAACAAUCAAUCAGAACAUAUUCGUAUUAUGAAUAAUAAUGCAGAAUAUAAUAAUAAAAAUGUAAAGCAAAGAGAUGAAUUGAGCCCAAGUAAAAGACGUAAGCCAACAACACCACAUAGAAUUUUGUGUCCUUCACCAAUUAAACAUCCUUUAGUUCAAAAAUGUAUAACUAGUAGCCGUAGUAGUAGUAUUGAAAGAACACCAAUUAGUAAUAAAAUAAAUACUGCCACUCAUGGUGUUGCAAAUGGUGCACAAAAACGAUAUCCUAAAUCACGCAGAAGACUGAAUACUCCCCAAUCGGAGAAUAGUUCCAUAGCAUUACCCCAAUUGGGUAGUGCAAAUUUAACAGACGAAACUCUUAAAAGAAUUAGUAAACAACAACAAAAAUUAAUUUUAAAUUCAGCGAAAUAUCCAACUGCCCAACAAAAUUCAAAUAAUAACAUUAUUAAAAAUAAUCAAUCGAAAUUACUUAGUAGCCAUAAUAUGUCACCUACUCGACAAAAUGCCCAAGUGCUUUAUGAUACCAAUUUGAUACAAAAUCAAACUGUAACAACCGGAAAUGAAAUUUCUGAAGGAAGAAUAGUAGUUAACCAAAUGAAACCACCUCCAGGAAGAUCUGUUCAACAAACUCAACAGAAACAAUCAAAAACUCAGCAUAUACAAGAAACUUUAACCGAUUUUUAUCCAGUUCGUAGAAGUGUACGGAAAACUAAAACUGCUGUAAAAGAGGAAAUGAUGAGAACUUUAGAGCAAGCAAUUUUGGAAAAUCGAGAGGAUGGUUUAAAAGUUCAAGAAUUUGAAGGAAAGGGUCGCGGAAUUAUAACAACAAGAAAAUUUCUUCGAGGAGAAUUUGUUGUUGAAUAUAUUGGUGAUCUUAUUGAUAUGAAUGAAGCGAAUGAACGUGAAUAUAAAUAUUCGUUAGAUGAAAAUGCUGGUUGUUAUAUGUAUUAUUUCAAACAUAAAAAUCAACAAUAUUGCAUUGACGCUACUGCAGAAUCAGGCAAACUAGGACGUCUAGUGAAUCAUUCAAGAAAUGGCAAUCUAAUGACAAAAGUUGUUGUCGUUAAAUCAAAACCACAUCUUGUUUUGAUUGCAAGAGAUGAUAUUGAAGAAGGUGUUGAGUUAACAUAUGACUAUGGUGAUAGAUCUAAAGAAGCAUUGCAACACCAUCCAUGGCUAGCCCUAUAGUUACUUAAAAAAAAUAUUUAAUUAUAACAUUGAAUUGCUCUUAUAAUUAUAAUACUAAACUAAAAAUUAAAUACAUCUUCAUUAUUAAAUUAAUUUCACCUGAUGUAGUAUUUAAGAUAUUUAAUGUACCACCAAAAUAUUUAUUAAAUAAAAUAAUAAAAUUUAGAAAGAAUAGCUUCAUUAAUAAUUACUUUAUGUAACACAAACCAAAAUAAAAUAUAAAAAAUAAAAAAUUUAUUUCAUAAAUUAAAAUUUUGUUAAGGGAAAAAGAAAGGUAGUUCCAACUUUUUAAAUUUAAAAAAAAAUGAAUAACGUUUUUUGUUAUCAAAAAAAGAAAUUGUUAAAAAUCCAUUUUGAUCUAUAUUUUAAAACUUUUAAAACUUAAUUUGUUCAACUAUAAAUUUUCGCUUUAAGCAUUUAAAAAGUUUUGUAAAUUUUUUUUUUUAAAUUGAUUAUUCAUGCCGAUAGAUCGAAAAUUUUUGUUCUUAUUUCCAAAACAGAUUUUAUUGAUAGUUAUGUUAUUUUAUUUUUAAUUAUAAUUUUGCAAAUUUCUAACUAUAUAAUAUUUAUGUCAUUUUAAAAGUGAACUAACACAAAUAAAUGAUUUGAUUUUUAAAAAUGUUGUUUAUGAUAAUCCCAUUGUUAUAUAAAAGCAUGUAUUUACUUAUAAAUUAAGUAUAUGUACCACCUGUGGAUAAGCUUUAAACAUUCAUAAUUUUUGUGUAGAUAAUUAUUUAUGGAAAAUCUUCAUUAAUAAUAGUUAUUUAAAAAUAUUAUUUAUUUAUAACAUUAUUAAAAACAUUAACCUUAUAAAUAUAAAGUAAUUAAAUAUAAUGCAAAAAUUAAUAACAUAACUAUUAAUAUAAUGGAAUUUUUAGUAAAAGACAAAAAGGGCCAGUUUAUCAUUUUAUUUUUUUUUUUUUUUUAAUAUUUCUAAGCAAUAUAUAAAACAGUUUAGUAUUUUAAGCAAUACAUAGUUUAAAAAGAUGGAAAAAUUUCCGUGAUUGAUAAAAAUAUUAUUGUUUUAUUUUUUUUAUUUUUUAUUUGUAUAUUUAUUAAAGUAAUUAAUCUUUUAUACAGUCAAAGUGCCUAAAGUACCUAUAAUUCUACUUAAAAGUUUUUGACAUGAGAGAAUAAUAAUUGCAUUGAAAAAUUCAUUCAAUAAAUAUCGAAGAAAAAGACGAAAUAAAAAUAUAUUAAAAUAACAAAAUGAUUUAAAACUCAUAAAAUAGGUUUCAGAAUGGUAAAAAAAAAUGAAAAAAAAAAAAAAACUAAACUUAUAUAAAAAAAAAAUAAAAUAUUUUUAUUAAAUAUGUUUUCAAUAUCAAAUUUUCUUAAUGAAUAAUGCAUCUU
Condylostylus longicornis is the source of this 4509-nucleotide messenger RNA. It is a transcript of the gene Set8, whose product is annotated as histone-lysine N-methyltransferase PR-Set7. Gene Ontology annotation, molecular function: protein binding; histone H4K20 methyltransferase activity. NCBI's taxonomy places the organism in Eukaryota, Metazoa, Arthropoda, Insecta, Diptera, Dolichopodidae. Bases 595 to 3156 code for a protein of 853 amino acids. The transcript has 6 exons. The record is from RefSeq and is a predicted model, not a curated record.